AUGUCCCGCUUGACCCCUGACAGAGAUGCCUUCUCUAGAUUGGGUGAAAGCCUCACUCAAAAGCACUCCGAUGAGCUUUCAGCUCAGCUAUCAGUUUUCCAGUCCGUGCUAGUUAAUUUUGCUUUAGAACAUGGGGAGAGUAUUCAAACCAAUAGUGAAUUUCAGGCUAAGUUCACUCAGAUAUGCCAUCUGAUAGGUGUUGAUCCUUUGGAAUUACUUUUGAUUUCUGAGUCCAGGCUGAAGAAAAAGCCAAAUUUGUAUUGCGGGUUGGCUAUCAGGAUAGUGGAGAUCUGCCAAGAAACUAGCGAUAUCAAUGGCGGAUUGAUAUCCAUGAAAGAGCUAAGGUCCAGACUACAGCAGGAACUGAACGUGCCUCUUCAGGUAUCUGAAAGUGAUAUUAUGAAAGCCUUAACAACUCUCAUUGACUUAGGGGAAGGUCUCGAGUUAUUAACAAUCAAUAAAAAGAGGUGGAUAAGACAUUUUACCGCUGCCGGCAAGAAUGGUAUCUCUUCAGAUCAGCAAAAGGUUUACGCCUUGUGUGAAUUCAUGGGUGGGUUCGUAUCCUAUAGGCUUCUACGUGAUAAUUACGGAUGGGAUAGUGUGCGUCUGAAAACCGUGAUAGAUGAAAUGAUCAUGGAAGGUUUUUUGUGGAUCGACUCUCAAGGUGAAGAGGGGUGGACAUUUUGGGAACCCUCGUGGAUCUCAAAGUAA
Messenger RNA from Candidozyma auris, 711 nucleotides. Its product is annotated as ESCRT-II subunit protein SNF8. The transcript has a single exon. Gene Ontology annotation, cellular component: ESCRT II complex. The coding region runs from base 1 to 711 and encodes 236 amino acids. The record is from RefSeq and is a predicted model, not a curated record. Gene Ontology annotation, biological process: protein transport to vacuole involved in ubiquitin-dependent protein catabolic process via the multivesicular body sorting pathway. Lineage: Eukaryota; Fungi; Ascomycota; Pichiomycetes; Serinales; Metschnikowiaceae.